Molecule: messenger RNA, 985 nt
Organism: Corylus avellana
Lineage: Eukaryota; Viridiplantae; Streptophyta; Magnoliopsida; Fagales; Betulaceae
Product: 17.9 kDa class II heat shock protein-like
Source: RefSeq, a predicted model, not a curated record
CGAACCUCCUGGAAGCUUUCUCUGUCUCCAAGGUCCCUCUAGAACAUUCCUUUUCUAUCCACACCGCUCCCUUUCCUCCCACAACUAUAAAUGCCCACAACCUCUCCCCUUCUCUUCCAUAGCAAUACAAUUGAGCACUCAUAAGCAUCUAACAGCUGUCUGCAUUUCAUCUCUCGGUGAAAACACCAAUUUCCCUUGACAAAGAUUGAUCCGAGCAAGAAGAGGAAAAUGGAUUUCAGAGUCGUUAACCUGGAUUCUCCAUUGUUCUCCACCCUGCAGCACAUGAUCGACCUGGCCGACGACGGCGACAAGUCCUCCCACGCCCCGACCCGCUCAUACAUGCGCGACGCCAAGGCGAUGGCGGCCACUCCGGCCGACGUGAAGGAGUACCCGAACUCCUACGUCUUCGUCAUCGACAUGCCGGGGCUCAAGUCCGGGGAUAUCAAGGUGCAGGUGGAGGACGACAAUAUGCUCGUGAUAAGCGGCGAGAGGAAGAGGGAGGAGGAGAAAGAGGGGGCCAAGUACGUGAGGAUGGAGAGGAGGGUCGGUAAGUUGAUGAGGAAGUUCUCGCUGCCGGAGAAUGCCAACACCGACGCCAUCUCUGCGGUUUGCCAGGACGGCGUGCUGACUGUCACUGUGCAGAAGCUGCCUCCUCCGGAGCCCAAGAAGCCCAAGACCAUCGAAGUCAAGAUUGGUUGAAGAAUAGAUUAGUGCCACCGUGAUAUGGAUUUUGGUGGAUUAUGGGAAUAAUUAAUUAGCAUUUUCAGUGUUGUUGCGUGUGCUCUGUUUUUCGUUUUCAGUGUGGUGUGUUAUGGUUGUUACGAAUGAAGUAGAUGAUAUUAUAAUAUCAGAGAGCUGGAGCUAUUCAGGUCUCUUCCCCCUGUUUUCUUUGUAAUGUCGACAAGAAUGAGACGGAUUGCGUUGCGUUCUCUACCGAUUUCUCUGAUAAAGAACUAUUCAUCUAUUUCUAGCAAGUAAUUUCUGA